CAACAAACAGAACCCAAUGAUUCCGGUGAUUCCGGGUGCCGCGUCGAUUCUUUGAAGCCUCCAAGUCUUGCUUGUGUCGUGUCGAAAGUGUCGUAAAAAGUCUUUCAAAACAACAUUCUUCCUCCUAGUCGAACAACAAUAUCAAAGUGAGGGUGAAAGAAAACGUCAAAGCAGGCGUGAAUUUUCUCCAUCAUUGCGUUGUUUGGGUUGGGUGCUUGGAGCGAGAACAAAAAAAAACAGACCCUCCUUCGUUCCAAAUACGAAUGUUACACACACUCGGUUGUGUCGGGAAAUUUUCAGUGGAGAUCGCGUUCGGUUCGAUAAAUUGCCAUUUGUGUAAAAAUUCUUGUUAAAGAGUCGUGCGAUUUCAGGACGUGUCGGUUGUUAUUGGUGACAAAUUGCACACCAUCCAAGUGUAUCUGAAAAAUAAAAAGGAAAAAGCUUGUGCAUGUUGGUUGGGGCAAAAUUUUCCUCACUGUUGUCGGGGUUUGUGUGAAAAAUUGCAAAUGUAAAAUCAAUUCUGUGAUCCGUGUUUUCGUGUGGCUAUAUAAAGAGCCGAUUUUUUUACGAGUCCGGUUGAUGAAAAUUUGUGGCUCCGGAGAGUGAUCCAGCAAAGGUGACAUCAUUUCACUUCCGGUGAAAAUCGGUUUUUCCCUUCGCCACCCAUCGGCACUGAAAUCAUCCAGCAGCUGCACCUCCAACACCUUCACCCACAUUUGCUUCCUUUGUGGAAACUUUCCACAGCUGCACCUUCUUCGUCCAAUCGUCAGUCACCUUCCGUCGUUAGAGUCUUCCGGAAGCCGUCAGAAGUGCACGAAAAUCAGCAGUCGGAUUGCGAAAGGAUCAUCAUCAAUCACCCCCGGCGUUGGCAGCAAUAAUCGGCCGCCGAGAUCAAAUAUCGAUCAACUUUUCCGAUCGAUUUACACCACCAGAAGAGCCGUUGGUCAAUCUGACGAUAGUAAAUUAACCGGCCAAGGCAAAAGUGAACUCACAGUAGUACCGUCUUCAGUUGAUAGAAGUAGGAAAAAAAUGUUCUUCGACGGCAUGAUGGAACCCCCGUCUCCGCUGUCGGUAGCUGUUCCGGCCAAUGACAACGGCGAAAAUGGUUCCAACUCAUAUGUGGACCCGUUCGUGAAGAAAUACUAUCGCAAGGCAGAGCACAGAAUCUUCGUCAACCGGUCGCUCCAUCUGGAGAACAUCAAGUUCUAUGGCUUCGAUAUGGACUACACGAUUGCCGAGUACAAAUCGCCGCAGUACGAGCAGCUCGGCUUCAAUCUGGUCAAAGAACGGCUGGUCGCCCUAGGUUAUCCGGUAGAAAUCCUUCAGUUUGAGUACGAUCCCUCGUUUCCGGUGCGUGGCCUCUGGUUUGAUACCCUCUAUGGGAACCUCCUGAAGGUAGAUGCAUACGGAAACAUUCUGGUCUGUGUCCACGGUUUCGAGUUUUUGAAGCAUUCCCAGGUAUACGAGCUAUACCCGAACAAAUUCCUACAGCUGGACGAAAGCCGAGUCUACGUGCUAAAUACGUUGUUCAACCUGCCGGAGACUUACCUGCUGGCCUGCCUGGUAGAUUUCUUCACCAGUUCGCCGCAGUACGCGGAACAGGUCGACAAAACUGGCGUCAAGUACGGCGAACUGUUCAUGUCUUUCCGGUCGAUCUUCCAGGACGUUCGCGGUGCCGUCGAUUGGGUUCACAUCUACGGCGAUCUGAAGAAGAAAACCCUUGAGAACCUCGACGAAUACGUUAAGAAGGACGAACGUCUACCGAUGGUCUUGUCCCGCAUCCGUGAGUCCGGAGCCAAGCUGUUCCUCCUCACCAACAGUGACUACAACUUCACCAAUCGCAUUAUGACGUUCCUGUUCGAUUUUCCGCAUGGAGCUCAACCCGAAGAUCCGCACCGGGAUUGGAAGACCUACUUCGACACGAUCGUCGUCGAUGCCCGCAAGCCACUGUUCUUCGGCGAGGGUACAAUCCUUCGCCAAGUGGACACCACGACCGGUGCCCUCAAAGUGGGUACCCACAUGGGUCCACUGCAAGCCAACCAGGUCUACUCGGGCGGCUCCUGCGAUGUCUUCACUAAACUGAUCGGCGCCAAAGGUAAGGACGUCCUGUACGUGGGGGAUCACAUCUUCGGUGACAUCCUCAAGAGUAAGAAAAUCCGAGGCUGGAGAACGUUCCUCAUCGUUCCGGAAUUGGUCCAGGAGCUGCACGUCUGGACCGACAAAUGCCAGCUGUUUGCCGAACUCCAACGCCUGGACGUCAAACUUGGGGACCUCUACAAAAACAUGGACUCCAGUGCCAAGGAAAAGCCGGACAUUUCUUCCGUUAGAACUGCGAUCCGCGAUGUGACGCACAAGAUGGACCUGGCCUACGGUAUGAUGGGCUCCCUUUUCCGUUCCGGCUCCCGUCAAACCUUCUUCUCUAGUCAGGUCUCCCGCUACGCCGAUCUGUACGCCGCCACCAUCCUGAAUCUGAUGUACUAUCCGUUUUCGUACAUGUUCCGGGCGCCGGCUAUGCUGCUGCCGCACGAGUCGACGGUGGCGCACGAGCAGCGCUUCACGCUCGAUGCCCCAAUGAUUCAGCGGACCCGUUCGAGGAACCUCGGUACCCCGAGUGCCGAACAGCAGCAGCUGCAGGAUGAGAUCAGUGCCAUCACCGAAAUCAGUGAACCAACCGGGGGAUCCAACAACUUAGCCACUGGCCAUAAUCCGUCGUUGGUCUCAAUCGGAAGUGGUGCUUCCGCCACUACGGGUGGAAACGUUUCCGUCCCGCACACCCGACCCGAAACGCCUCGCUCGGUGACGCACACCCACGACGAAGAUUACUCGGACGAGGACAGCGACGAUCAGAAGAAACUCUCGCGGCGAUCGCUCAGCGAGGAUGGUUCCAAAUGUCCCUCGGCGGAACCGACGGCGCCAACUGGCAAGGAGUAGUUGCCCGGCAAUGUUGAACCAUUUUUCUUCGAUUCGGAUAGACCGAAUUCUUAAGUUUAUAUUUAAGCGAAUUUCAUCAAACUGUAACCGUAAAUUUGAUUUUAAAUGUGGCAUUUAUGUGGCUAAAACUCAACAAAAUAAUUUCGAAACUCUAUGAUUUUUUUUUAAUUUUUGUUAGUUAAGUACUCCAUAAGAGAUCUAUGGAAAACAAAAGUAAUAGAUACAUUAAGUUCUCAGACAACCGGAAUGCUCAAAUUGUAACUUCAAACAAACAUAUGUAACUUCCAGUCAAUUUGGUUGUGCGUGAUUCUGAAGAAUCACAAAUAAUGUGGAUCAUCUGUCAUAGAGUUUGUAAACUUUCUUCCAUCUGCGAUCUAACUCAAAAAACGUUUCCAAUUGGCAAUAAUGUUUAUGUAAAAAAUAUCUUACAAGAUUCGAUGUAGCCUUUAAGUUGUGUUAACUCGAAAGAGAUAAACAUUUGAAAAAAAAAACAAA
This is a messenger RNA of Uranotaenia lowii, 3426 nucleotides long. RefSeq names its product cytosolic purine 5'-nucleotidase (gene Nt5b). NCBI's taxonomy places the organism in Eukaryota, Metazoa, Arthropoda, Insecta, Diptera, Culicidae. The transcript is spliced from 7 exons. Gene Ontology annotation, molecular function: 5'-nucleotidase activity. Bases 1030 to 2931 code for a protein of 633 amino acids. The record is from RefSeq and is a predicted model, not a curated record.